AUGAUGAUUUACCUAUUUUCAUACUUUAUACAUUUAUUAUUGGUACCUCAUUAUCUAUAUUUUUCAUUCUUACUACGAGUGAUGAUCAACCCCCAAAGUUUUAUUCAAUAUUAAGCUUUAUGAGAUUUGGUGUAGCGAUUGCUUUAGGCUUAAUUAUAGGACUAAGUGAUGCAAUAUUUGCGAUGCAAAAUAUUACUAUUGCAAAAACUAGGUGCCCUAUGAUGGCCAUAAUUCAUAAUGUAGAUAUUCUUUUAGGCAUUGGCUUGAGUGGUACUUAUGUGACAACCAAAACUAGGGUUCAUUACAAAAUUAGUGUUGAACCAACAUUGUUUUGUAUCAUUAGUUAUCCAACAACA
Molecule: messenger RNA, 356 nt
Organism: Scutellospora calospora
Lineage: Eukaryota; Fungi; Glomeromycota; Glomeromycetes; Diversisporales; Gigasporaceae
Source: the annotation of a GenBank genome assembly